UACAACGCUAUAAAACGCCCCUUUCUCUUUCUCAUAUGUAAUCUCAGCCCCGCAUCUCUUCAAUUCACUAUCACUACGAUGUCGACUCACGCAAAGAAGCUCCUCUCAUCUAUCCUCAUUCUCUCCUUUCUCCUGCAGGUGUUUGUUGAAGCAUCUUUGGAUAUUGUGGACGGAGACGGAGAAGUAGCAGCUCUUUACCACAAAAGCCAUAAAUCCAAGAUCAAUUGCCCUUAUGCAUGUGCCAGGAGAUGCAGGAAGUCGUCGAGGAAAAACGUGUGCACUCGCGCGUGUGGCACAUGUUGCAUGAGGUGCAAAUGCGUCCCACCGGGUACCUACGGCAACAAGAGCGUUUGUCCGUGCUAUGCCAAGCUUAAAACACAUGGACAUAGGCCCAAGUGUCCUUGACCCAUCAAGGGCCCACCUAUAUCAAUGGCCUUGAUUUCCUUACACCAUCGUGAAUAAAUGGUCCACUAAAUAAUUUGUUAUCGAAGUUUGAAAUUAAGAUUUUUGUACGGUUCUGUGAUAAUGGCUGGUAUAAUUGCUAAGAGAUGUGGUAGCCUGUGUGACUCUAAUCUCAAGUUUGUUAUCAUCAGAUGAUCGGUACCAUCUAUUGUAUUUCGAUGGCCCACUAUCCAAUAAUCAAGCUGAAAUGAUGAUCGUGACCAUCUA
Molecule: messenger RNA, 669 nt
Organism: Magnolia sinica
Lineage: Eukaryota; Viridiplantae; Streptophyta; Magnoliopsida; Magnoliales; Magnoliaceae
Product: gibberellin-regulated protein 9-like
Exons: 4
Coding region: 79-405 (108 amino acids)
Source: RefSeq, a predicted model, not a curated record